Messenger RNA from Salvelinus sp. IW2-2015, 2429 nucleotides. Its product is annotated as protein lifeguard 2-like. NCBI's taxonomy places the organism in Eukaryota, Metazoa, Chordata, Actinopteri, Salmoniformes, Salmonidae. Gene Ontology annotation, biological process: negative regulation of apoptotic signaling pathway. The record is from RefSeq and is a predicted model, not a curated record. Gene Ontology annotation, cellular component: Golgi apparatus; endoplasmic reticulum.
GGCUGUUGGAUUAAGAAGCUGCAGCAUCAGAAAGGGUUUAAUCUAAGAGAAGCAACAGCAGAGAGAGACCUAGUGUCAGUCCUUUUAUUUUGACUACAAGUACAUCUGGGCAACAAGGAUACAUAUAAGGAUAUAAUAACAAAAGGAAACCAGAGCUUCUUUGACUGGAGCAGAGAGAUAAAUAAACCAUUGUAGUAUCUGCUGCAGACACCAAACACAGCCAUUAUGACCCAGGGCAAGCUUUCAGUCGCGAACAAGGCUGCUGAAGCAGGAGAGAAGCAGUAUGGCACUUCAAGUGGAGAAGCAGGAGGGCCACCAGCCCCUCCCACCUAUGAGGAGGCCACUGGCACAAGUGAGAAAGCGGGCCUCAGCGGCAGCCCCUGUUACAGUGGGACUUAUCCUGGUGACGGGGAGAUGCUAACAGAAUUCAGCUGGAGUGAUAAAAACAUCCGGCGGAUCUUUAUCCGCAAGGUUUACUCCAUCUUGAUGAUCCAACUUCUUGUCACUCUUUCUAUAGUGGCUCUCUUCACAUUCUGUGAACCAGUGAAGAACUACAUUCAGUCCAACCCUGGAUGGUACUGGGCUUCUUAUGCUGUAUUCUUUGUCACAUACAUUACACUCGUCUGCUGUCCUGGACCAAGGAGACAGUUUCCAUGGAAUCUGAUCCUGCUCGCCGUCUUUACCCUCUCUCUCUCCUAUAUGACAGGGAUGCUAUCCAGUUAUUACAACACCAAGUCAGUGGUGAUGUGUCUGGGUAUUACUGCUAUGGUCUGUCUGACCGUCACUCUCGUCAGCUUCCAAACUAAGUUUGACGUGACCUCAUGCCAAGGCGUAUUGUUUACCUUCUGCAUGGUCAUGAUGGUGUCUGGACUGGUCUUGGCCAUCGCCCUGCCCUACGGAUAUGUGCCCUGGGUGCAUGGUGUCUAUGGCGCCUUGGGAGCGUUACUGUUUACCAUGUUUUUGGCGUUUGACACACAGCUACUGAUGGGGAACAAGCGCUACACAAUAAGUCCAGAGGAAUACGUCUUUGCUACUCUCAACAUCUACCUAGAUAUUAUCUACAUCUUCUCCUUCUUCCUGUCCCUGUUCGGAACAGAGAGGACAAACUGAAUCCACAUCCAGGCCAGCAUCGCAGAUCACCAUCUACACAGGAUCUGUAUUCAUAGUCUCAAACUGCAUUUACACAUGUAGACAAAUUCAGAUCAUUUUUUCACUAAUUGCUAUUUUGACCAAUCAGAUCAGCUCUAAAAAAAUGUCUGAUGUGAAAAGAUUAGAUGUGAUUGGUCAAAAUACCAAUUAGUGGAGAAAAGAUCUGAAUUGGGCUGCAGCCUCAGAGUAGUAGUGUUGAUCUAGGAUUUGCCAUUUAUAUCAUAAUAUUAUAUACAGGGGGAUCUGAUCCUAGAUCAGCACUAUCAGCUAUAAAUGCAGGCUCUGAUCUCACCAUCAUUAUGUACUGUACACAACCCAUUGAUCCUUGAUCCACCACCUCCUCCCACAGUCUCUGCCCCUCUAGCAUUAUAUGGACCUAUAGUACUGUACCAGUAUUGAGUUUUUUAGCUUGUCUGUUAAGCUGUUGAUCUUAGCACUAAUGUACAGCAGUUUUCACCCAUAGGGUCACAGAUCUAUAGAUUUACAUUGCUCACAGUAGACAGAUGUGAAAGAAAAAAUAACACGCAAAAAUACUGAGUCUAAAAUCUAUAACUGACCGUAGGUGUUUGUGUCAUGCAGAUGUGAAGUCCUUGUGUUCUCCUAUCUUUUAACAACAAGUCAUUAAUGACACUGCUCUAAAGGAGAUCCCCUCUUACCACUCCUGAACACAUGAAUAUCAGAAUCACCUUUAUUUCGCCAACUACAUUUAAAUAUACCCGGGAUUUGAUUCAGUAAAAUGGUGGUGAAAAGGCUCCUUUCUGAUUGGCUUGAAGGGCAUUCUGGAGUGUGCAUUAUUUCCCUAUAAUGCACAGUAUAUUUGCAUGGUAGAAUUCAAUGGCUAUAUUUAAUUUUACAUGUUUUGUUUGAGCUACUGUUUAAAGCAAAAGUCGAAAUGAAAACAGUAUUKCAAUUYUUUUAUUUGAUUUUCAUAAUAACUAGUACUAAUGGUUUGAGCGUUCUCUGACACUCCAGGAUGGAAUGCCGUUUGAGUCUUUACGUGUCAAAAAAGAUACACGUCAAAUAACACUAUUUGACGUGUCAAAUAAUACUAUUGCAUUGGUGUUAGCUAGGUAACAAGCUAAAGCUAGCUAGCUACCCCAGAAGUUGCUAAUAACAGCUGCAUCAAAGAUAUUUGCAAACAUUUUUUAUCCUGCUCUUUUGAUCCUGAUCUAAUUUCAAAUGCUCACUCAGAUGUUUUCCCAUUCGGUCGAACAAAUAAUGACUUAUUUCCAUUGCAGUAUUGUACAGCUUUGACAGUGAUCGUAAUGGUGGCGCUUGGC